AUGGCCAGGUCGGACGCACACCUCAUCCGCUCCCAGCAAGCAGCAGCCUCAGGCUCAGCCCAACCACCCCCACCAGCCCAGGAAACCACCAGCACCAAUACCGAGGAACUCCAGCAGACCAUCGACGCCCUCCUCUCUCAGAUUUUGAUGAGGACACUUGGAACCAGGUAG
This is a messenger RNA of Puccinia triticina, 171 nucleotides long. RefSeq lists its product as uncharacterized. The transcript is spliced from 2 exons. NCBI's taxonomy places the organism in Eukaryota, Fungi, Basidiomycota, Pucciniomycetes, Pucciniales, Pucciniaceae. The record is from RefSeq and is a predicted model, not a curated record. The coding region runs from base 1 to 171 and encodes 56 amino acids.